AUGUCGACAACUGGCGACGAAGAAAUAAUACCUGCAGAUGUCGAUGAACCUCCUGAACUACAGGCCAAGGAAUUCACCAAAGCUCCCAUUUGUCCUAAAACUGAUCGCGCCGAGUCCCUGAUCACAAGAGGUUUACACAUCACAGAACCCGAGAUACAAAAAUCCGAAAUACAUAUCACCACCGACCUAAUGCGCCGACGAUCCUUGAUGAGUACAGCCAGUCUCGCAUCUACCGCCGAGCUUACCAGCGAUGGGGGCUUUACAAGUCCUGCUCGCACAAAUACACCUAGCCCACCAUUCCCAAAUACAUCAUACUAUUCAAUGGGCCGGAAAUCGGCAUAUCCUCCACCUGCUCCAGUCGUAUCUCAUGAAGUGGCCGAUCCAAUCAUCGCAGUCCACGCGGAAAUACUCCACGUUUCACCGAAAGCAGCACCAGUGGUACCCCUCGUGGCCGCUCCAAAGAAACGUUGUAUUAGUUUCGCUUGUGGUGCGCAGAAGGACCCCGCUCCCAAGCCAACGGCGAUUGCCGUCGCGAGGCCUCUUGAACCCGCAGCUCCUAUUGUCGAAGCUUUGAGACGCAAAUGUACCAUUAAAUUUGCUUGUCCUUCCAAGCCCACAGAAAAGCACGCGGAAAAGCCGGCAGAGAAGGUUGAAAUCACCGAGAAAACAUCUUAUUCGAAACUCGCUCUGGCAGAUACCCCACCAGCACGAAGACGCGUUUCGAGUCGAUCACCAUCUACUUCUAGAAAACCUAGACCAACCCCUACAUCUUCCCUUCGUCCUCAUCGCGAAUCCACGGGUACUGUAAGACGUGCAUCUCAGAGUCCUGUUGCAAUUAGAUGUAAGCCAAGGUAUGUCAUUGCCGGUGAAAAGGAUCUACAAUCUGAAGCUGCCCGAUUCCACGAAUUCUGCAGUGAAGGUCUAGAAGAGGAUGACUGGAUCCGCAAAGAUGAAGAAGUCCCCAAGGCCCGAAUCACUAUCAGCGAUACCCUUGCCAAAGAGAUUGAGAUCCGCAGACUUGGGUCAGAAGCAGAGGAAGAAGCUUUGGAGGAAGAUGACGACGAGGAAUUUGAUGAUGGAAACGACUCCGAUAACGAAGAUGGCUCGGAUGAGGAAGAUGAUGAGGAUGAUGAGACUGAUCGUGUUUACUCUGAUGAGGAUUUCACAGACGGAAAUGAGACCGAUAACGAAGCGGGUUUCGCUGAUUCCGAUGACGAAGACGAUACCGAAGGUGAUUUUAAUUUCUGGACACCUGGCAGAUUGGAACAAGCUCGUUUCCCAAUCAUCAAUACUGAAAUCAGCACUUAUCGUGCCUCUGCAAACCGUACUGCAUCAGCAUCAUCCAUCGAAUCCCUUAAUGGUGAAGCUCCUAUAAGAGAGUUGUCGAGAGGAAAGCGAAGACCAAAGAAGACUCACAGCAUCAAGAUCCGCCCAGGAACUCCAGAUCUCCCUGAUAGUACCGACUUUGUUUGUGGAACACUUGAUGAGGAUCGUCCUCUUGAAGAUGCUUACGUCUCUUGCAUGACAGCCAGAAAAUAUGCCAAGCACAUCGCCACUCCUCAAGACAUUGAUCCAUCUUUCCCAACCUCUGAUCCCGAGGAUGAAGAAGAUGAGGAAGACGAUGCCGCAAAGACAAUCGAGAGUGACGAACAUGUUUGGAUGCAAGGAAAGUUUGAAGAUUCUGACUCGGAACGUCGUCGUUCAAGAUCUCGUAAAUCUCCUGGUCACUCUCCAAGAAGAUUACAUUCUCCACCACCAAAACAACGCCUUCGCUCUCCACCUCCCAAGCAGCGUCUCCGAUCUCCACCACCCAAGAAACGUCUUCAAUCACCUCCUCCCCGCAAGUUGUUUGGCAAUGAAUCUCCAAAACAUUUACGAUCUCCACCACCAGCACGUGCAAUCCACUCUCCUCCUGGAUCACCUUCAGGAAGCGGAAGUAGGCCAAUCAAGUUCGCACCCUUAGGAUCUAGACCAGGAUUGACUCACACCAAGUCUCUUCCUCGUACACCAAAUGCCUUCUGUCGUCAAUAUACUGCUAAUCGCAUUGCUGCAGCCAAUGAGAUCGCAGCAAAGGAUGAUGGUGAUGGACCAUUACGAGGAGCAAUCGACAUUGUCAAAGGUCUUGAGCAAAAGCGACAAAGACGAAAGGAGAAGUUUUAUCAAAAGCAUUGCGCCAAUCGUGCACGUAAAGCUCAACCAGAGCGUAGACCUCAACCUGGCAAGGGAGCUGAACGUAUGCGUGAAUUGGGAUUACUCAUGGCUGGCAAGACGGGUACUAAUGACCCAUACAUGCUUUCUGCAUAA
Botrytis sinoallii is the source of this 2304-nucleotide messenger RNA. RefSeq lists its product as uncharacterized. NCBI's taxonomy places the organism in Eukaryota, Fungi, Ascomycota, Leotiomycetes, Helotiales, Sclerotiniaceae. Bases 1 to 2304 code for a protein of 767 amino acids. The record is from RefSeq and is a predicted model, not a curated record. The transcript has a single exon.